This is a messenger RNA of Didymodactylos carnosus, 795 nucleotides long. The record is from the annotation of a GenBank genome assembly. NCBI's taxonomy places the organism in Eukaryota, Metazoa, Rotifera, Eurotatoria, Philodinida, Philodinidae.
AUGACGCAAGACAUAACUCUAACGACACCAUUUCAUAGCAGUAGAAGUACCUCAUCUAUCUUGCCUGCAUUAGCAUCAAGACCAACCGUUACUACAGCAGUUACACUUUCAACCGUAGUCUUUAAUCGUGACAAAGUAAAUCUUGAUCACAUCAGCUGGUCUGCUCUACGACAGCAUAAUAUUGAACUGAUGUUUGUAUUUGGCUUCUUCUCACAAGAUAUCCGCCGUCAACUGAAAGAAGAACAUGAACAACUGCAAUUAAAACAUGCAGAAAACCCAAAAAUAAAAUUAUAUUGUGGACAAGUAAUAUCACCGACUGAAAUUGACGCACUCAAAAAGUUAGGUGCACUUAACUACAACGUGAAUAAUUGUUUAUUAUCAACAUCACUCGAUCGUUCGGUAGCAUUAGAUUUUCUUAAAUAUUCAAUACAUUCGAAAGGAUUAGAAUUGAUUUUAUUUGAAAUCGACGUUGAUGUACAUCUACACUCUCGUCCUUAUGGAAAUGUUUCACAUGUUAGUUACUUUCCAGAUGAAGCUAAAAUUUUAUUUAUGAUCGGAGCACAAUCUGAUAUGAGAUAUGAUAUUAUAUUAAUUUCAAAAUUUUGCGCAAACUCGAUAUUUGCUAAGUUCAGUAUAAAAGAUCUGCGUCCACGAUGUUUUCGUACCCAUAAACCGCGCCGAUGCCCAUGGAUUCCUAUGCUAUCAAACAGAAAAAGUUUAUCAAAUUGUUCUAACGAGGGAACAUCCCCAGGUGUGACAUUUGGAUUUCAACAAAAUAUACCUCAUUAUGGAUAA